Pogoniulus pusillus (Red-fronted tinkerbird) is the source of this 1609-nucleotide messenger RNA. It is a transcript of the gene SEPSECS, whose product is annotated as Sep (O-phosphoserine) tRNA:Sec (selenocysteine) tRNA synthase. Gene Ontology annotation, molecular function: tRNA binding; O-phosphoseryl-tRNA(Sec) selenium transferase activity. Gene Ontology annotation, biological process: conversion of seryl-tRNAsec to selenocys-tRNAsec; selenocysteine incorporation. NCBI's taxonomy places the organism in Eukaryota, Metazoa, Chordata, Aves, Piciformes, Lybiidae. The transcript has 11 exons. Bases 8 to 1468 code for a protein of 486 amino acids. The record is from RefSeq and is a predicted model, not a curated record.
CGCGGCCAUGAACGCGGAGAACUUCGGCUGCGGCGAGCGGCUGGUGACGGCAGCCUACGUGCGGCAGGGGGCGCAAGGCCGCCGCGCGCACGAGCUGCGGCUGCGAGCCCUGCUGGAGCAGGGAAAAUGCCCAGAAGAUGGUUGGGAUGAAAGCACCAUCGAGCUGUUUCUUCAUGAACUUGCUAUUAUGGAUAGCAAUAACUUUCUGGGCAACUGUGGUGUGGGUGAGAGGGAAGGAAGAGUGGCAUCAGGACUCGUCGCCCGAAGGCAUUACAGGCUGAUCCAUGGAAUUGGAAGGUCAGGUGAUAUUUCUGCAGUCCAGCCAAAAGCAGCAGGGUCAAGCCUUUUAAACAAACUUACCAAUUCAGUUGUUCUGGAUAUUAUAAAGCUGACUGGUGUCCGAACAGUGACCAGUUGCUUUGUGGUUCCUAUGGCAACUGGCAUGAGUCUAACUCUGUGUUUUUUAACACUGCGGCACAAGAGACCGAAGGCAAAAUACAUUAUUUGGCCACGUAUAGACCAGAAAUCCUGCUUUAAAUCAAUGAUAACUGCAGGCUUUGAGCCUGUGGUAAUAGAAAAUGUCUUAGAAGGUGAUGAGCUACGGACAGAUGUCGGAGCAGUGGAGGCUAAAAUCAAGGCUCUUGGUGCUGAAAAUAUUCUUUGUGUGCAUUCUACGACAUCUUGCUUUGCUCCAAGGGUACCUGAUAGGCUGGAAGAACUGUCUGUGAUUUGUGCUGGUUAUGACAUUCCCCAUAUUGUCAACAAUGCCUAUGGAGUUCAGUCUUCAAAAUGCAUGCAUCUUAUCCAGCAGGGUGCUCGAGUAGGCAGAAUAGAUGCCUUUGUUCAGAGCUUGGAUAAAAAUUUCAUGGUUCCAGUAGGUGGUGCUAUCAUUGCUGGCUUCAAUGAGUCCUUCAUUCAGGAGAUCAGCAAGAUGUAUCCAGGAAGAGCAUCUGCGUCACCUUCCUUAGAUGUCCUCAUUACACUUCUGUCUCUUGGUGCCAGUGGGUACAAACAGUUACUAAAAGAAAGAAAGGAGAUGUUUUCCUAUCUUUCAAGUGAGCUGAAGAAGCUGGCAGAUAACCACAAUGAGAGACUGUUAGACACACCACAUAAUCCCAUUUCUCUAGCCAUGUCACUGAAGAAUCUAGAUGAAAAUAAUGGUGCUGCUGUUACCCAGCUUGGAUCUAUGCUUUUCACAAGACAAGUUUCUGGAGCGAGAGUCGUUCCCUGUGGGGCUGUACAAACAGUGAAUAACUACACUUUCAAAGGCUUUAUGUCACAUGCAAAUGAUUAUCCCUGUGCCUACCUCAAUGCUGCCUCAGCAAUUGGAAUUAAAAAGCAAGAUGUAGAUGUAUUCCUAAAAAGACUGGACAAGUGUUUGAAGACUUUUGGAAAAGAAGCAAAGAAAGACAGAACUGUAAAUGAAAUAAGUAGCUCCAGUACAGACACAGAACAACUCGAAGACUAGAAGGCACAGAUUGAGUAGCACAAACAGAUACGGUUUUGUUUGGAGGCAUUCCAGGUUUGUAUUGGUUUAGCACUGGGGAAUCUGCCGUGCAGAAAACUGAUUCCUGAUCUCAAAACAACAAUAAAUUCAGCUUUAAAGAAA